CUUCCGCUUCGGCGCGCGCUCGAGCAGCCGCAAGGCAGACGAGAGCGCUUGUGCACCUGCUCAAGAGUGCAUCUCACCUCGACCAGACCUGAACCCGGGGGUGUUGAGCUGCACACGCUGGGAGGCAGCUUACCUUUUCUUUUCUCCACCAUGUCGACGGGUCGGCGGCGCAAGCCGCGUCCCACGCUUUCCAUUGACCUUAUCCCACAGACGCCCACUUCCCCCGAUUCUGGCCGAAGCAUUAGUCCAUCACCAUUGACGGUUGUCUCCAAGCAACAAGAGGAGCUGACUCAGCGACCUCUCGACGCCAAACAGCUCCAACGCGUCGAAGACUUUCUGUUCCGAAAGGCGGCCUUUCUCUCAACUGAGGAUGUCCAACCCACGGACCUUCGCGAGCUUGUCGUUCUCGGUCGAGGCAACGGCGGCAGCGUCUGCAAAGUUUUACAUGUCAAGUCCAAUAUCAUCAUGGCGCGCAAAAGCAUUCAUCUUGAGAUUAGGCCUGAAGUGCGCAACCAAAUUUUGCGCGAGCUGCGCAUUCUUCACAAAUGUUCUUCACCGCACAUCAUCGGCUUUUACGGCUCCUUUUGGCACGAUGGUGAAAUCAACAUCCUGAUGGAAUACAUGGACGGCGGUUCCCUCGAUGCAGUCGUGCGGCGGAUAGGCCGCAUUCCCGAGAACGUAUUGGCAGAGAUUACCUAUUGCAUCCUGGAUGGUCUUGUUUAUUUGCGAGACAAGCUCUCUAUCAUGCAUCGCGACAUCAAACCAUCAAACGUUUUGGUCAGCUCCGACGGUGACUGCAAGCUUUGUGACUUUGGCGUGAGCGGUGAACUUCAUAAUUCGCUCGCCAACACCUUUGUGGGCACACGCUCCUACAUGUCCCCGGAACGGCUGCAAGGCCAGCGCUAUGCCGUCGAGAGCGACCUCUGGUCGCUUGGCCUCUCGCUCCUUGAAAUGGCAACUGGCGUGUUUCCAAUCCCUGCCGAGAAUUUGAAGAAGGGUCUUGCCCCGAUGCACCCUCCGCCAGAUAAACCCCUGGAAGCCCAUGCUCCGGACGCAACACAAUCCAUGGCCAUCUUUGAGCUGCUCGCUAACAUUGUCGAGAGCGAGCCACCUCGCCUCCCUGAUGAUGCCGGCUUUUCCGACUCGUUUAUCAAUUUCAUCGAUGCCUGCUUGAAACGGGAGCCUUCGGAGCGCAUGCCUCUGGCCGAGCUCAUUCAGCACCCAUGGCUCGAAGACAUGCGUGCCUCCCAACCCGUCAAUAUGGCCGAGUGGGUCCGUUCUACCAUGGUGCCCUGUGAACUCGCGGCUCGCGAUCAGGAGAAAGCUGCCCAUGCAGUUGUGCCAAGCGAGUAGGCACGGCCCGUCAGCAUCCUUUAAGGCGCGGUUUGGGCUACAGAGUAUCGUGGAAUUUGUGUUUUUAUUUGGUUACUAUUCUUCUCUCCUUUUUUUUUUUUCUUCGGCCUGAUUUUCAAUGCUUGAGUGUCUUCUGUUUUUCAUGUUGACCCGAUCAUCAUUGCCUCGAUGCACCUCCAGACCUGGGUGUCUCUUCUGUUUUCCGCUCUUGUUUUCUUCACCAAGAAAAGAAAAACCAGUCGUAUUCUCCUUUUCGACCUUCAGUUUGUGGGUUUCUCAGCCUUGAUUGUUCACAAAAAGAAUUAAUGAGUAUACCCC
Molecule: messenger RNA, 1671 nt
Organism: Monosiga brevicollis MX1
Lineage: Eukaryota; Choanoflagellata; Craspedida; Salpingoecidae
Exons: 8
Coding region: 151-1353 (400 amino acids)
Biological process (GO): protein phosphorylation
Molecular function (GO): protein kinase activity; ATP binding
Source: RefSeq, a predicted model, not a curated record